AUGGGUCGGUUCCUCUCCUGCUACCUGCUGUCGUCGCUGAACCCCAAAGGAAAAGGGAGAACCUACAUCGGGUUUACGCCGAACCCGGCGCAGCGGCUGCGGAAGCACAACGGGGAGAUCGUGGGCGGCGCGUUCAAGACCAGGAAGCUCAGACCUUGGGAGAUGGUCCUCGUGGUAUAUGGAUUCCCAACUAAGGUUCAAGCGCUGCAGUUCGAGUGGGCCUGGCAGCACCCCGACCGCUCGAAGGCCGUCCGCGAGGCCGCGCGGAAGCUCGGCAGCCGCGGGCAGAUGGGCCUGCAGGGCAAGGUCCGGCUGCUGUUCGAAAUGCUCGGAUGCGAGCCGUGGUGCCUCUUUCCGCUCAACGUCCAGAUCCUCGACACCAAGUACGAGGCGCUACAGCUCCAGUGCUCGCCCCCGCCGGGCCACGUGGCGGUGACGUGCGGUCCGAUGGACACGCUGCCGGUGGCGCUGGACGCGUCGGAUGCGGAGGACGGGCAGGGCGGCGGGGACGGCGAGGACGGUGCGGUGUCGGGCGGGACGAGCGUGCUCGGCGCGGAGGACGGCGGACUGUCGCAGCACUGGCCGAUGAGUCAGGGGGGUGGCGUUUCGAUGGCGGGGCUCUCGCAGGGGGGUGUCGCGGGGUGGGAGUCGGACUCGUCGUACCAGGGCCUCUUCGGCGACAGCGGGCUGAUCACGGGCGGCUCGCAGCUCCCGGGCGCGAGCGUGGAGGGAGGGGUUGUGUUGACGCAAGACACAGCGGGGGGGGGUGUCGCGGGGCGCAAGCGUGCCUGCCAGCACCCGUGCGCGGUGUGCGGGAAGGACGCGUCGAGCGGGUGGGCGGGGUGCGCCGCGGGGACGCCUGGAUGUCCCGGAAAGGUCCACAUGCGGUGUCUUGCCGACGUAUUUUCCAGUCGAGGAUCCGUGACUGACAGUGGGCUGCCACUGACUGGUCCGUGCCCGGUGUGCGGCGGCGCGGGGACGUGGCUCCAGGCGCUCGAGGCCGGCGGGUCCGUCGGGUGGGGCAACGGCGGCAGCAAGCGGCAGAGGGGCCGCAAGCGCGCAACGCGCAAGACGUCCGAGCGAAAGACGCAGGCGGAGGGGGCUGCGGAGGCGGCGUCGCGGCAGGCGACGCCCGUGAAGAAGAAGGCCAGGGCGCCCGCGCGGAAGGGCGGGUCGCGGGCCGCGUCGCCGGCGGCGGGGGGGAGUGAAGGGGGGGGUAAUCGACUCGGGGAGGACUGGGCGGUGAUCGAUCUGUGCGACAACAGCCCGUCGCAGGUCGAGGACGACGCGGGCGGCGCGGGGCUGCGGUCUGGGACGGCGUCGCCGUCGCGGCGGGACGAGGGCCGGGCGGCGGAGGGGGGGGUGUUGAAUGAUCCAGAGUCCCCCGGCUACGCGAUGUUCGACGGGCAGAACCCGAAGUGGGGGACUUUCGCGGACCUGCCGACGCCGCCGGAGACGCCCGAGAAGGACGAGGUGCGUCGGGGCGGGCGGGCGGCGCCGGGGCGGGGCGGCGCAGCGGCGGGGGGGGACAAGAGCGACGAGUCCCCCCCUCUGCAGCUGUCCCUGCGCGAGAGGCUCCUGCAGGUGCAGGCGCGAAUGCACCAGACGCUCCCGACGCCGCCGAACGCCGGCGGCGCGCCCGCUGAGGCGACGGCAACGAAGCGGGCCGCGGACCAGCCAGAAAGUGCGCAGUGCGGCGACGGCGACGUCGACGCGACGCCAGCGCCGCCUACGCGUUCGCGGAUCCGUCCGCCGCAGCGGACGUCGGGCGCGCGCGCCGACAUCGUGCUGUCGUCCUCGGACAGCUCCGGCGACGACGACGUGGGCCUGGCGGAGCGGCUGGCGCGCAGGCGGCCUGACGCAGGCACGUCGCCGCCGCUCGCGGUGCCGGACACGACCCCGAGGCCGGGGCGGCGCAGCGCCGGAGGCGCGCCGCGGGCGGCGGAGACCGUGAUUGAGUUCCUUGACGAUUCAGACUGA
Molecule: messenger RNA, 1980 nt
Organism: Pedinophyceae sp. YPF-701
Lineage: Eukaryota; Viridiplantae; Chlorophyta; Pedinophyceae
Source: the annotation of a GenBank genome assembly